UGCAACGCUACCUGCACCAUUCACAGAGAAGAGCACAUAUCGAUAGUAAAGAGUAAGAUAUCAUCAGAAAAUGGCAUUCGCUCAUUUUGUUCUUAUUCAUACCAUAUGCCACGGUGCAUGGAUUUGGCACAAGCUCAAACCCCUCCUUGAGGCACUUGGCCACAAGGUUACUGCACUGGACCUUGCAGCAAGCGGCGUUGACCCAAGGCAAAUUGAGGAGAUUGGCUCAUUUGAUGAGUAUUCUGAACCCUUGUUGACGUUCUUGGAGGCACUCCCUCCAGGGGAAAAGGUGAUUCUGGUUGGCGAGAGCUGUGGAGGACUCAAUAUAGCAAUUGCUGCUGAUAAAUACUGUGAAAAGAUUGCAGCUGCUGUUUUCCACAAUUCAGUAUUGCCAGACACCGAGCACUGCCCAUCUUACGUCGUGGAUAAGCUCAUGGAGGUGUUUCCCGACUGGAAAGACACCACGUAUUUUACGUACACUAAAGAUGGCAAGGAGAUAACUGGAUUGAAACUGGGCUUCACGCUUCUGAGGGAAAAUUUAUAUACCCUUUGCGGUCCUGAGGAAUAUGAACUGGCGAAGAUGUUGACAAGGAAGGGAUCAUUAUUUCAAAAUAUUUUAGCUAAGCGACCAUUCUUCACUAAAGAAGGUUACGGAUCGAUUAAGAAAAUUUAUGUGUGGACCGACCAAGACGAAAUAUUUUUACCUGAAUUUCAACUCUGGCAAAUAGAAAACUAUAAACCAGACAAGGUUUAUAAGGUCGAAGGUGGAGAUCAUAAAUUGCAGCUUACAAAGACUAGGGAGAUCGCUGAAAUUCUCCAAGAGGUGGCUGAUACCUAUAAUUGACUUCUUUGAGGCUUUUUGUUACUAUUAAGUAUGGGAGCAACUAUGAGUUAAUAAUCUCACAUUUUCAAGUGGGAAUUAAGUUGUGCUAAAAUAAAGUUGUUUAUUGUGUUGUAAUUUUUUUUUUCAUUUGAAGUGGGACAGUCUCGCACGCUUUCGAGACUCUUUAUUUAUAUAUAUAAUGUAAGUGUGUAUUUAAGGGAAAGCUAUCCCUAUUGUGUAGCUUAUCAUGCUUUUCUUUGAAUCAAAUAAAUAAAACUUAUUUAAUGUUUGCUAGCAA
Molecule: messenger RNA, 1121 nt
Organism: Hevea brasiliensis (rubber tree)
Lineage: Eukaryota; Viridiplantae; Streptophyta; Magnoliopsida; Malpighiales; Euphorbiaceae
Product: (S)-hydroxynitrile lyase-like
Exons: 3
Coding region: 71-844 (257 amino acids)
Biological process (GO): salicylic acid metabolic process; jasmonic acid metabolic process
Molecular function (GO): methyl salicylate esterase activity; methyl indole-3-acetate esterase activity; methyl jasmonate esterase activity
Source: RefSeq, a predicted model, not a curated record